AGCUCAUCUGCUGAAGCUCCACACAGGAGCAAAAUGGCCGCCAGUAAACUAACCGAUCACACAGCGUCUGACAGUCAUCAGCGGGUUCGGUGUGUUUUGUUUACAGCUUGAGGACUACACUUGCUCUCUAAGGAUAAUCGCAUUUCCUCCGGUUUUUUCUACGAUCAACAUUUCGGUUUUCGGUGAUGUCAUUUCUUACUCUACUCAGCCUUGAUCGCCUCGAAGAACUAGCUUGCUAGGCUAGCUGCUUUGCUAGCCUGCUAGCGGUAGGUCUGCGAGAAAUUGUGCACAGAAGCACUUUAUGUCCCGUGUGAUUCCCGAGACAGGAGAAUCAGGAAAGGGAACAGUGGUUCAUGGAAGACAAGAAAAAGAAGAAAGAAGAUAAAAAGAAAAGGGAAACCUCUCAGAAGGUGCCAGAACAGAAAAUCAAAGUGCCAGAAUCAGCCAAGCCCUCCACCUCCCAGCCACUCACCACCCAAGGCUCAGUGUCCCCCAGCCCUGGCCCUCUCGCCCCCCCGUCCCCCAGUCCUGCUGCAGCCGGGGUUUCUGCACAGGUUCCUCCUGGUGGUGGGAACAAUGCAAAGCAGCGGACUGCUGUGGCCAACGGACAGCCCUCCUCCUCCCCUGCAGGAAGCCAGACAUCCCAACAGCAGCGAUACAUGUCGAGAGAGGUUCCACCGAGGUUUCGCUGCCAGCAGGACCAUAAAGUGCUACUGAAGCGGGGCCAGCCGCUGCUGUCCUCCAUGCUGCUGGGGGGAGGAGGGGGGGAAGGGGGGACAGGAAGUGGCUGGGCAGAUAACCCCAAUGCAAACACAGCUGGAGGCACAGAUUCCAACCUGGGCUCAUCAUCUACUUCACCCCUGAACUCCUCCUCAUCCUCAUCAUGUGUCGCUGCUCCGUCUUCUUCUUCUACUACUACUACUUCAACUUAUGCAAAUUCCACAUGGGGGUCGGGCUCUGGCAGCCUGUCCUCCUCUCAGGGCUGCGGGAAGGUGAUGGUGGAUGGGUCUGACCUGGGGGACUGGCCCAGCAUCCUUGGCGGGGCCAAAGUAGGCGGUGACGGGUCUGGAGGAGGCGUGCAGGAUCAAGACGGCCCUGGUAACAACAACAGUAGUGCCUCAUGGGGUGAGAAAACCAUCCAGCAGAAGGGAGGAACAGGAGGAGGAGGAGGGAACACGGACAAUCCUUCCUCCCCUCGUUCUUCUCCUCUCUCCUCCUCGCUUAAUGAAUGUGUCCAGUCGAGCGGCGGCGGUGUGUGGGGCUCCUCCUCCUCCUUUCAGGUGGAGGCCGGCCUUGGAUCUGCAGCAUUUUACAAUUCCAAAGUCUCCCAUCUUCUUCCCGGGCCUCAGGAGAGCCCCGUGGGUGGCAGCAGUGUCUCUGGUGCCAACUUCAACCCCAACGUGAACCCGUCUGCCUGGCCCGCCCUGGUGCAGGCUGGGACAUCGACGACGGUGAACGACAGCCUUCCUCAGCACCCAUCCAUUACUUCAGUUUCCUCUGCCAGCUCCCCCCUCAUCACCACUCUCUCAUCUGUGAAUCAAUCUGGAGUCCCUCAGCAGCACACUGAGACAGCUGGGGGAGCCAGGGGGGGCGACCCACAGCAGCACUUAGGAAACCCGGGCCGCGAGCCGGGUUCAGGCGGAGCGGGACCAAAUCAGGAGGGGGGCGAUGAAAGGGACUUUGGGGGUACGAGAGUGGAAGGAGGAGGGAUUACUAAUCUUUCCAGCUCCUCGUCUUCCUCAUCUGCUGCAUCUUCUUCUUGGAGAUCCAUGCCUCCAGUGCCCGCUGACCUCAGUGCAGGGGGGUCACAGGCAGACGGAUGGGGGGGUGGAGGAGGGGGUGGUGGAGCUCAGGGGCAGGAAGGGAACGUGUGGGGCUUUGGGGGUCUGGGGGGAAAGGCGGGGUGGGCCAGAGGGAGUGAUGGUGGCUCAAAUACCACAGUGGUAACUCAGGGAGCGUUGGAAGGAGGCGGAUCAGAAUCGGAGUGGGGGGGCACAGAGGGGGGUGAGUCGAGUAACUCAGCAAUAGAAGGUGGAGGAGGGGGGGGGAGCAGCAGCAGCAGCUGUGGAGGUAACGGUGUGUCACAGGAAUCUGCCUCACCAAAGUUUGCUACCAAGACAAAAGCUUGGGACAAUCAGAAAGGGAUGGAGAGUGGGGAGGGGGCGGUUGGGGAGUGGGGGGGGCAGGGUGGGGGUACGGGAGGUGGACAACCUUCAACCUCGAGCGGAGGGGGGUCCAUAGCCGGCAGCGGCGGGGAUGAUAGUGAUGGUGGACAAAAGCAGGAGCAGGCCAAGGCUGCUCCCAUCAACCCCCCCCAGACGUCCAAUGCUGAAGUGGCCUUACUGAGCAUGCUCAGUAGAUCUGACCUGGACCCCCGGGUCUUAUCCAAUAAGGGCUGGGGGCAGACCCAGGUCAGACAGAAUGUGGCCUGGGACCUGGACUCUUCAAGAGGAAAAAGAAAUGAAAGAAGCCCGUCCUCUUUCUCCUCCGCCUCCAUGAACAGUACCAACAGUUCUGCACCUGGGUUCUCGUCCAAUCACAGCUCAAGCACUAAUGAUGGCGGUCAGAGCUCCGGUCCCGGUUCAGGGAGGGACGGAUGGGACGGCAGCGCCUCCACCUGCGCUCCUCACAGCACUGUGAGGAAACCAGGAACACCUGAAGAAGAGAUGGAGUCCAGUCAGAGCCCGGCAGCUGGAGGGUGGGGGGAACGCCCGACUAGUCACCAGGGCAAAGGAUGGGGGGGCGAGGAACAACAGUGGGGGGGGCGCAGAGGGAGAGGGGGGGGCUGGAGAGACUUUGGAGAACAGGGUAGUGGCUGGGCUGAUGGUCCAGAGGAUAAAGGGACAGGGGGUAGGAAGGGGACAGGGAGAGGGGAGGGAGGGGGAUGGGGGGGGGACUGGGGUCAGAGGGACUCUGGACCUGGAGGGGGGUGUGGCGAUGGGCGGAGCAGAGGUGGAAGCCACAAGGAAGAGGGAUCUUCCUGGGGUAAUGUGGAUGAAGGUGGAUCUCAGCGAGGAGGGUGGGGAGGGGGGGAUGCAGUUGGAGGUAAACCCCACCAGGACUGGGACAGUGCCAAGCCCCCCCCAUCAGCAGCUGCACACAUACCAAACAGUCACACAAAAACUCCAAACACACAGCAGCACCAAUCACAGGGCCAGCAGCAACAGGGGGGGUGGAGCAGCCGCUCCAACGCUGCAGGUGGAGGUCCACCAUCUAAGAAUCAGAACCAAAGUUCAGGCUGGACCUCAGGCCCCAUACCCCAAAUCCCCGGGGGAGGGGCUGACUCCCUGGAGUCCAGCGGCUGGGAGGAACCGUCCCCUCAGUCCAUCAGCAGGAAGAUGGAGAUCGAUGACGGCACAUCGGCCUGGGGAGACCCGACCCGCUACAACACCAAGAAUGUCAAUCUGUGGGACAAAAGCAGCGCCGCACCCGACCAAAGCCACUGUCAGCAAGCGCCACCUGCACCCCCCAUGCAGCAACAACCACCACCCAGGAGGCAGCACGGAAUGCAGCAUGGACGGGAAACCAACCCCCCCCCUGCUGCUGUUGCUGCAGGUAUGUGGGGAGCAGGUGCUCAGUCGGUGGAUAAUGGAACAGCUGCUUGGGGCCAGACGGCAGAUUCAGCAACAAGUUGGGGGGAUCAUGAUGAACCUGGCAAAGCUUCUGGCUGGGUGAACCCUGCGCCUAACAUCACUAAACCUGGCAACAAGUCCAUGGAGAGCUGGGGAGGGAAGGGGGAGGGGUCAGUCGCAGCGACCCGGCACCCCAGCUGGGACGAGGAGGAUGAUGGCGUUGGAGGAGUGUGGACCAACGCGGGCUCCCAGGGGAGCGGCUCCUCCUUCAACUCGGGAGGCUGGGGUCAGAGUCACAUGGGUAAAAGAGGAAACAUCAAGGGCGGCGGUGGAGACAGCUGGAUGAACCCGGUGGCUCGCCAGUUUUCAAAUAUGGGUCUGCUGGGUGAUGACCCCGGUGGAGACAAAAAGAUGGACGGAGACAAGCGAGGAAUGAAUGAAUACAACGGAGAGAUGCGGAGAGGAGGAAGAGGUGGAGGAGGGUAUCGCAUGCCUGGUUCCAAAGACAUGGGUCCUGUAGACACGGGCCCCUAUGGGGACAAGAUGAGCGGCCAUGGCGUGUUCGUUGGCAGCGGGGCGAUGCCUCAGGCUCGAGGGAUGCACCAGUCGGGCGUGCAUCCCAUAAACCAGUCCCAGGGGAUUCGUGCUCAAGUGCCUCAUCAGUUCCUGUCUGCUCAGGUGCCGGGGCUGAAGCAGAUGCCCUCUCCUGGUGGCACUGUGGGAGGGGUGGGCGUUGGUGGAGGCGUUGGUGGAGGCGUUGGAGGUGUCGGUGGAGGCGUAUUCCCUCCUCAGAUUUCCCCACAGCAGCUAGCGAUGCUCAGCAACAUUUACCCCCAGAUGCAGCAGUUCCAUCUGGCCUGUCAGCUCUUGCUCCAGCAGCAGCAGCAGCAGCUUCUUCAGAAUCAGAGGAAGUUCCCUCAGCCUCAGCCUCUGAGGCAGCAGCCCGACCCGCAGCAGCUGGCGAGGAUUAUGGCGAUCCUGCAGCAGCAGAGGCAGCAUCAGCAGGGCGGCGGCGUCGGAACAUCAGGAGGAGGCUCUAAACUGUCCCCCUCUCACCUGGGAGGAGGCCUCUCCAAACAACCAAUGGGAGACCCCCACCAGCAUCCUGGGAUGGCGGGACCCUUAUCAGACCUUCAUGCCAAAACAGCGGGGAUGUACUCGGGACUCGCUCCUGGAGGGAACCUGUCCGGUCUGGAGCUCGGCCCAAUGAUGGGAGUGAUGAAGGACACGGGGGGACAGCAGUCUCGAUUUAAAUGGAUGAUGGAGGGUCACUCCCCCGCCCCGUCUCCCCCCGACCCGGCCCUUCAUAAGAACGGACCCUUACCCAGUGCUUUAAAGGUGAGGGGAGGAUCCCCUUACUCCCAGUAUGACAUGCUGGGGGCUGAUGGUUUGGGGAUCCCCCCUCAGGGCUCUGCAGACAGCUGGCACCGGACCCCCGGGAGUAAGAUGGGGAACAAACCCACCACGUCCAGCUGGCCACCAGAGUUUCAGCCUGGUGUUCCCUGGAAGGGGAUCCAGAGCAGUGGAGACCCAGAGUCCGACCCCUACAUGACUCCUGGGGGUGUUCAUGGUUCCCCUGGACCCCCGAACCUCAACGACUCUGACCACCAGUUACUGCGAGACAACAUAGGGCCGAACCCCUCCCUCAACACCUCGCUGCCUUCACCUGGUGCCUGGCCCUACAGUGCCUCGGACAGCCCGCUCAGCAAUGCACACAGCACAGGAAAGUACUCAGAGUACAAACCCAGCUGGCCCCCAGAGCCCAUCGGACAAAACAAGAUGUGGAAGACCAAUCGCAACAGCUCUCAGCUGCCACGCCCCCCUCCUGGCUUAACCAAUCAGAAGCAAGCCUCGCCCUCCCCGUGGGGAAGCGGAGGCCCACGUUCGGCCCGGAGCUGGGGAGGGGGCGGGAUGAAUCAGGAGUCAAGAUUUGGGCCAGGCUCGGCGUGGAGCGACGGCGUGGCCUCCAGGAGCAGCUGUUGGCUGCUGCUGAGCAACCUGACGCCUCAGAUCGAUGGCUCCACGCUGAGGACGAUCUGCAUGCAGCACGGCCCCCUGCUCACCUUCCACCUCGGCCUCACCCAGGGCAGCGCUCUGAUUCGCUACAGCAGCCGGCAGGAGGCGGCCAAGGCCCAGGGCGCUCUCCACAUGUGCGUUCUGGGUAACACCACGAUCCUGGCCGAGUUCGUGGGUGAGGAUGAAGUCGCUCGCUAUUUUGCACAUUCCCAGGCCGGAGGAGCGGAGGGGGCGGGGUCAGGAUCUGCAGCAGCCAGCGGGACACAGGGUUCAUCUGGAACGGGCACGGCUGUGGCCAGCAGUGGAGGCUCCUCCCCGGGGAGCGAGCGGGCAGCGGUGGCGGGGGCAGCUUCAAGUGGAAACGGCAGCGGGGGAGUGGAAGGUGGAUCAGGCGGUCUGGGCGGGGUCAGGUCCUCCGGCUCGGCCUGGCAGGGUCACGAUGGUACAGGAAGUUCAUCAGAAACCUCCUCGGCCCAGCAGGGACAGGGGCUGGGGAUCUUCUCCCAGUGGGGCGCCAACGGGGCAGGCGAGGGAGGGGGAGUGGAGGGAGCAGAGUCCGGGAGGUCUGGACUCUGGGGGGGCAUGACUACAGGAUAUCCCAGCAGCAGCCUGUGGGGGGCGCCACAGAUGGAGGAGAGGCACCAAAUGGACAGCCCUGCAGGACUGCUGCCCGGCGACCUGCUGGGGGGCGGAGCCGACUCUAUCUGACGGGCGCUUUUCUUUUUUUAUGUGUUGGUUUGGACACUGAUACAGCAUACACUGGGAAACAUGUGUACUUACUAUAGCACACACACACACACACACACACACACACACACACACACACACACUGACAUGGUAUGCAUAGUAAUGUAAUACAUCCACACACACUUUGUUUUAUGCAUAUUAAUGUGCACACAGGUAAAGCAGAAAUGUGAGACACAUUCUCGUGGCCAGACUUAAGCUAUUCUCUAAACUAAUGCAGGGACUGUUAGUGUGUGUGUGCGUGCGUGCGUGCGUGCGUGCGUGCGUGCGUGUGUGCGUGUGUGUGUGUGUGUGUGUGGUGUGCGCGGCCUUUUCCACAGAAGAAGAGUUCAAACUGUUUAGACUUGAAACCAGAAUGAAAACGUCAGACUCGACUGGAUGUCAGUGUGAACAGAUUUACACAUAAACAUGCACACACCAAAUACAGACGGGCACUGUAAACGGCGUCGCCUUCAUCGUACACGAGGACUUGUGAGGCGCCGCGAUGUGAGGUUCAAGUGCAGUUUAGUUUUCACGUCCCCUUAAAGACGGAGACCCCCGAUCCAAACACAUGCAAACAGCUCUGAGUGACAGCAGAGUCUUACUGUGUUUAAACAUGUUGUCAUUGCUCUGACCUCCUACUGUUGUAUCUCAUGCACUCGUGCUCUCUCUCUCUCUCUCUCUCUCUCUCUCUCUCUGUCUCUCUCUCUCUCUCUCUCUCUCUCUCUGUCUCUCU
This is a messenger RNA of Labrus bergylta (ballan wrasse), 7047 nucleotides long. RefSeq names its product trinucleotide repeat-containing gene 6B protein-like. Gene Ontology annotation, biological process: miRNA-mediated post-transcriptional gene silencing; positive regulation of nuclear-transcribed mRNA poly(A) tail shortening. Gene Ontology annotation, molecular function: nucleic acid binding. Gene Ontology annotation, cellular component: P-body; nucleoplasm. Lineage: Eukaryota; Metazoa; Chordata; Actinopteri; Labriformes; Labridae. The record is from RefSeq and is a predicted model, not a curated record.